Chlamydomonas reinhardtii is the source of this 5624-nucleotide messenger RNA. RefSeq lists its product as uncharacterized. The transcript is spliced from 26 exons. The coding region runs from base 302 to 4699 and encodes 1465 amino acids. Lineage: Eukaryota; Viridiplantae; Chlorophyta; Chlorophyceae; Chlamydomonadales; Chlamydomonadaceae. The record is from RefSeq and is a predicted model, not a curated record.
GCCUGGUUGCAGAAACGGCCUGCUGCAAACAGCCGAUGCAAACACUGCCAACACGCGACAGACACAUGCUUUGAUCAACAAAGUGUUAUUUGAGUUAUUCAUAACAGCAGCAACUGAGGUGAUACUCGGCCUUUCAAGAGGCCCGAGCGCCCCGCUUUGCCGACUCGUGCCGACGAGGGUAGUCCUAUCAGUCACUUUAGUUGCUGCCGUGCUUAGAAUCGAGGGUUUCAGUGAACGUGUGGUCGCGGCGGUCAUUGAGGCAAAUCGAAGGUAGCUAGACCGACAGCCCUACACAGCAGCGAUGGAGCUAAGAUGCUGGCCGCGCAGGCGACGUGAACUAGGCCGGCCGGCAUCCGCUCACAUGGCAGGCCGCCGGGCAGCAGUGUUUGGGCUGCUCUUGCUGUUCAGCUGCGUGGCGUGCGGCGUGGGGCUGUCGGUAGCAGCCGCGGGCGAUUCCGCUUCCACUGGCGGUGCGGUCGGACCCGCCCAAGCCUCCAUGGCCUCCACAGUCGAUGCCGCAGCGUCAGAUGCCCACAGCAGCUCGGUCAGUGGCGCGGGCAGCUCUGCCGUUUGCGAGGUUGUGGAGUUGGUCGACCCCCUCAGCGCCCACUUCGAGGGGCGGUUGGGCCACCGCCUCAUGUGCACAGACGGCGGCGGCGGUGAUGGCAGUAGCGCCAACGACCGGAUUGGAAACGUCCACAGCAGUGGCAGUAGUGAUGUGGGCAGCAGCCGUCGGCUGGGGGAGCGGAGGUGGCUACAGGCGGCGGGGUCGUGCUCGGGCUUCACGGCCUGCGUCUCCGCCACCACCGCCACCCAGAUGCUUCUGGGCGCCGCGGGGGGCGGCGCCACUCCGGACGUGGUGGUCAGCAACGCGGCCUUCACGGAGGGGCUGUGCGAGGGCGCGGCGGCUGGCGCGGCGGGGCGGCGGCAGUGGGGGCUCAUCACCAACACCAGCUGGCCCCCGGGUCACGUGAUGAAGCCCUGGUUCCCGCGGGGUGCCGUUGUGUUGAGCUCGGGUGCGGCACCCGCCGCCGCCUGCAACUACAACUCGCUGGGCAGCUACAGCCUGCCUGCUGGCGGCGACGGUGACGCCGACCUGGACUCACUGGUGCCAGGGCAGCUGUCGUACGAUGCCGCCGUGCUGGAGUUCGACGUCACGCCCCGCAAGUCGGGUCUGCUGACGCUACGCUACGUGUUCGGCAGUGAUGAGUACAAUGAAUGGGUGGGUGCGCCCUUCAACGACGUGUUCGCGGUGCUGGUGUCUCCGGCCGCCGGCCAGCUGCAGCAGGGCAGCGCGGGCGCGGCCAGCAGGCAGACGGCGCUGGUGCGGGGCAGCGCGGCGCAGCCGGUGUCCAUCGCCACAGUCAACGCGGGCUCCAACGCGGACCUGUGGAAUAACAACCAGCCCGGAGAGGUGGCACAACUCAAGGCCACGGAGGCCGACGGCUACACCUACCGCCUGAACACACGGGGAUACCCCGUGCAGGCCAAUUCAAACUACCAUGUGAAGAUUGCCAUCGCGGACAUUGGAGACCAGAUCUUGGACUCCUGGCUGUGGCUGGCUGGAGAGUCACUCGUGAUCAACAGCCCACCCGUGGCCGUGGCCGCCGGCAACAACAUCAACUCCGCCACCUGCGGCGUCACGCAGAAGACAGUCACCUUCAACGCCUCAUCCUCGUCGGACCCGGACAAGGACCCCCUGAGCUACCUGUGGGUCAUCUCGGCGCCCUGCCGCCCCACCAUCACGCGCCGCACCGCCGUGGCGCGAGUCAACCUCACAAACCUGGCCGACGGCGCUACCUACACCGCCCGCCUCACCGUCACAGACGACCGGGACGCCGAGGCAGUGGCUGAGCGAAAUGUGACAGUGUCUGUGGGCUGCGGCAGCACCGCCAUCAGCAACACUUGCACGCAGCCCCCCUCGCCCGCGCCCCCCUCGCCCGCGCCGCCCUUGCCAACCGGCUUCAUCCCCCGUGUGGUGUGGGGCGCGCCCGCGGCGGCUGUCGUGCCGUGUGGCAGUCCUGGCGUGGUUUUGGAUCCUGGAUCUGCUGCUGCAGACAUCCUGAGGACCCAGAUCUGGCCGGAUGGCGAGCCAGCGGAUCCUGGAUCCGAGAAAAGUGCGUACUUCGUUUGGGCUUUGUACGACAGCUUCGCGCCGGAGCCUGCGGGUGCGCCCACCUCCUUCCGUGUCACCGCCAUCAACUCCUCCGCCGACGACCCCGCACUGACCCUGGACGCGGCGACCGACCUGCGCCAGGGCCCUGUCAGCCGCAAGUGGAUGGUGCGGCUGUGGGUGAGCAACUCGCCGGUGUGGGAUGAGGGCGGCGGCGGCUAUGUGUCCGGACAGGUGUUCGUGCAGGUGCUGCACUGCCCGCUGCUGCCUAGCGCCGCCGGCGCCCCCCUGCCUGAGGUGCCUCUGGGCGGGCAGGGGCAGCUGCCCGACCCGCUCAGUCUGGGCUGCGGCGCGGCGGUGGCGGUCAACGCCUCGGCGGCCAGGUCUGUGGCACUGGCCCGUGCCGGCCUCAACACCAGCUCGGGUCCGGAGCCGGUCGUCAAGUUCCGCUGGAGCCUGACACACGAGGCCAGCGGGCGGGUGUGGCGGCGCGACGUGGUGGGCGACCCGUUGUUCACCCUCAACACCACACAGGUGCUUCAGUACGCGGGCAUGCCUCUGUCCGAGUUCUCCGUCUUCUCACUGGAGCUGCAGGUGGAGCUGAGCGGCGGGCAGCUGCUCUCAGACGACAAGUGGCGUGUGCGGGCUGGCAGUGAGCCCUGCUACCAGCCGCCCAGUCCUGCGCCGCCCUCACCCAGUCCUCCGCCUUCUCCGCCCCCGGAGCCGCCCUCUCCACCCUCUCCACCGCCAACUCCGCCCUCUCCACCCUCGCCGGAGCCCGCACCCCCAGCAAACCCUGACCCUCCCAGCCCUCCGCAGCCCUCGCCACUGCCGCCAAGCCCCGCGCCGCCCAGCCCUGCGCCCCCGUCGCCUACGCCCCCGCGGCCGCCCAGCCCCAAGCCUCCAAGCCCAACGCCGCCGUCGCCUGCGCCGCCCUCGCCGCUCCCACCCCUGCCCUCCCCACCGUUCGACUCUCCUCCCAGCCCACAGCCGCCCAGUCCUGCCCCUCCGCAGCCAAGGCCCCCGCCCUCGCCUGCACCUCCCUCUCCUGCACCUCCGGCACCGCCACCCAGCCCUGAGCCACCUAGCCCAGAGCCGCCCGGGCCACCUCCCAGCCCAGCGCCGCCGUCGCCUGCGCCGCCCAGCCCGGAGCCGCCCAGCCCGGAGCCGCCCAGCCCGCCUCCAAGCCCGGUACCCCCGCCGCCGCCACCCUCACCGCAGCCGCCCGGCAUCAAUGUGGUCACACACGACCUGGUCGCCUACUACGACACGCCCGCCUCACUGCCGCGUGUGCUGCUGUGCUGUGGCAGCACCGACCCCGGCUCCAUCACCCCGCAGGCUGUGGCCUCCUUUGUUGCGGAGUUCAAAGCCAACAUGUCACGAGCCCUGGGCAUCCCCAACAACCAGGUGGUGAUUCGCUUGCUGGUGGUUAUGAACAAGACCCUAAUCCAGCAGCAGACCGAUUCCACCUCGCCCACCAGUCGACGCCAUCGCUCACUGCUUUCAUCUCUGUCAAUGGACUUCAACAAACACCACCAGCAACAGCAACAGCAGCAGCAGCACCUCUUGCCCCUGGGACUGCCAGCGGACGUAAGCACACAUCGGGACCAGGACGCAGGCAUAGACGCCGACUCAGCACAGCGACGCACGAUGCAGCAGGGCGCAGCUACCACCAACAGCGGAGCUGGCGCCGCCAUCGGAGUCCUAACCUUCAGCCUCAUAGAAGUCCAGAACACGAACACGCCCAACUCGCCGCCCCCGAUAGACCUCGGCAUGCUGCCGGCGGCCGUGAUGGCGUCGCGGCUCUACCUCUCCGCUCCUAGCGGCGGUGGUGGCGGUGGCGGAAGUGGAGGUGGAGGCGGCGUCGAGGACGAUGCACCGCCGUCGCCGCCGCCGGCCGCGCCGGCAACGGCGCCGCUGUUUGUAAAGGUGGCUGGCAUGAUGGCACACGGGGCCGUGGGGCAGACCAGGAACCCGGUGUGGUACGACGACGCGGACUUCGCCGACCAGCGGGCCGAUGGCGGGGCGCUUAACCUGGUGGACUGGGCAACAGGCAACCGCUCCGCCUGCGCCUCCAGCUCCCGCUGUGGGCAGUGCGGACACGCCUGGGCCGCGUUCUUCGGCCCGUUUCAGGUGACUCUGUACUUCCGGGAGCCUGUGCAGCUGAGCCGCAUUGACAUUCGCGAGAUCGCCAACCCAGCCAUCGCGCAGUUGCAGCUGCUGCCCUGGCCCGCGGUGGCCUUUGGCCCAGACUUGCCCGCACGCCGCGGCGUGUUGGGGCGCCCGCUCAAUGUGCCCGCGGCCGCCGCCGCCUCCACCGCCUGCCCGCGCACCACCUCCGUUGUCCUGCCUGCCAAGCGAGCCGGCAUGAGCAUCAAGGUCAGCUCGGCGGGGAGCCAGGAGGAGCUGCCGCGCGCGCUGCGCGGCACAGCGGUGGGCGGCGUCACCCUCCUGCUCAAGGCGCCCGUGACGGCGGGCGAUGUGGGCCGCACGUGGGUGGAAAGCGUGCGGUUCACGGGGCGGGUGCUGUACCCCAGGGACGCCGCUGCGUAUGCGGCCGUGAAGGCGCCCAGUGGCGCGGGGUAGUGGAGAUGGUGUGAUGGGGGGGCAAGUUUGCAUGCAUUGCGGAGUGGCGUGAGGCGCGUACUGCGGACCGGUAGGCGUGUUUAUUAGCAGGAGCGUUUGCGACGUUGUGUGUGCUAGUAGGGUGCAUGGACUCUGAUGUGCUAUUCUUAAAUCCCCUUCCUCUGCUCGAAUGUGCUGAGGCCGCUCUGAGCGGCUGCCGGGUUUGUACUUCAUACCUAGUGAGUAUUUGCUUACGUGUUUACGCACAGAGUUUACGUGCGUCUGUCAGAGUGUGUGGGGUGCGCCCUGAAAGCCUAAAGGGCCUUGCACUACGCGUACGGGCAGUUGCGAGUAGUGGUAAGGCGCCGUGCUGUAUCUGCAGGAUGUGGGGAUGACUGGUGCCGCAUGCCAUCUCAGCGCAUGAGGCUAUGGGCUCACCGCAGGCGGACCGCGCUUAGCUGGUUCACAGUUCGCCGCCUGGUGUCGUGUCGGCUGGGGCUGAGCGGGCGUGCUCGGAGUUGGUUGGGUCUUUCCCAAGCCCUGGGAUGAUGGCUACGUUCCUGGGAGCACACUCGCACAGUGGGCACCGGCACACGCCGGCCCAGGCAGCGAAGGCCCAGGACAUAGGAGCCCACGCCACUCCCAAGUCAUGUGACGCCUGCCAGUCUGGAAUAACCGGACGUUGCCCGUGUUCAAUGUUACCGUGUGCUGCAUCGGCGAGUAUAUGUGGUUGUCGCAAGCUGGUGUCAGUACGGUAUGAUGACGGAUGUCCAUGCCGAAGAGAUUUGAAGGACGUCCACGGGGGUAGCGGCUGCUGCUGUGCUGCAUCAUGCAUCAGAGCAUUGGCACAAUGGCUAUGCCCAAUUUCCUGUGCCAAUAGGUGCCCACAGGUACCCAUGAUCUUACGUAAUGAGGGUAUGAGACGGGUAGCGUUGGUGCUGUUGUA